This is a messenger RNA of Styela clava, 5429 nucleotides long. RefSeq lists its product as uncharacterized. Lineage: Eukaryota; Metazoa; Chordata; Ascidiacea; Stolidobranchia; Styelidae. Gene Ontology annotation, molecular function: protein binding. The record is from RefSeq and is a predicted model, not a curated record.
AUAGCAGAUAUCCUUUAAUAAUGUCUCUUGAUGAAAGAAAUUUUGAUGACCUUCUUUCAACUAAAGAAGUACGAACUGCUGAGGCUUUGGAUGGAUUAGUUGAACAAAUAAAUAUUAAUAAAGAAAGAACAAUAUAUGAUUUCCUCAGUCAUUCUGGUAGUGAAGAUUUUUUAUGGGCAUUAAUACACAUGCUAUCUUCCAAGACUAUCAGGAUCGCAAGUAAUGCUGCUUAUGUUAUUGGAAGUCUAGCUGAAACCGAGCUUGGAUCACAUAGAAUAUUAUCUUUAACACAUGGGAAAAGGGCUGUUACAAUACUUGAGGACCUGACUAAAAUGUUGACAGUAGAAGAUGCCGAAACAGUAAUGAAUUCAGCGGGUACACUCGGUACAUUGGCGGAAACAGAAGAAGGAAGACAAUGGAUGUUAAGUCAACAAUGCAUUGAAGAAACAAUGAUAAAUAUCACAUUUUUGCUUGGUUCCGAUAAUCAUUGGACAGCGAGUAAUUCUGCUCUUGUUCUUGCAAGAAUCACCAUAUCAGAAUCGGGAAGUCAGGCCAUCCUUGAUCAUCCUCGUUCUAAGUAUAUAUUGACAAGAUUGAUACAAUCACUAGGAAAUGAUACAGCCGGUCGAGGCAUGAAUGCAGCUUUUGCAAUCGGAAGACUUCUUGAUACGAAAAUUGGGAAAGAAAGAUUACUCUACUCACCUGAUGCUGAAAAAAUGAUAAUGUCAUUGUGUCGAAUGUUAACAAAAGGAGACAUGGGCGGAGCUAAAAAUGCAUGUUUUGCUAUCAGUUGCAUGGCGACAGACGUUGAAGGAAAUCAAAGAGUUCUAUCCAAUAAUUUAUUUCAAGAUGUUGUCAACAGGCUCAUUUUGUUGCUUAGCAACACAGAUGACGCAGAGGCAGCUUGGUUUGCUGCAAUGACACUCAGAACCAUAUCAACUCAUAAACAAGGUGUGCUUAGAUUAAGACAAAACAAUGACGUUGAAUCUGCUUUGAUGAAAGUGAAAAAUAAACCAAGGAACUCAAAAGAAUUAAAUGAAGAGAUUGAUAAAACUUUGAUGUAUUUGAAGAAACUAGAUCAACCUGACCCUCCAGUUGUUGAAGUUAUUAAUUCAACUUCAAUUCAAGUUCAAUGGAAACCAGUUAAUACAAACAGUGGAUUGCAGAUUACAUAUAAGCUAUUUAACGGAAAUAAGGUCAUCUACAAAGGCCUUGAUCUUCAAAUAACUGUGAAUGACUUACAACCUUUCACUUCCUAUUCAUUUAAAGUUAGAGCUUCCACACUUGGAGAUGACAGUCCAUUCAGUGACAUGGUUUCAGCAACUACAGAUGAAGAUGUUCCAUCAGCACCAACAUUUCUCAGGAUCAUCGGUGCAACUCCAACACAACUUAGAUUAACCUGGAAUUCUCCUGAACAUCGAAAUGGAAUAUUGAAAGGAUACACAAUAUAUUUGGGUGAAAAAAUAAUGGAUGUGAUAACAGAGAUGUCGUACAUCAUAUCAAGAUUAACACCAGCUACCCGAUACAUUGUACAUGUUUGCGCAUCUACUUCCAAAGGUCUUGGUGAAAGAGCCACAGUAGAGACAGUUACAGAUGAACUUGGAGCUCAUGCACCAGAAAAACCAAAUUUAACAGUUAUUGGACGAAAUGAGAUACAUGUUGCAUGGAUGCCUCCUGCCGUUCCUCUCGGCAGGUUCUUUCGAUACGAGUUGUGUAUGAACGAUCGUGUUGUUUAUCAAGGAACGGACAAAGUGUACAGAGCAACUGGACUUACACCUGAUACAGACUAUGUAUUUGUGGUUGUGGCAAUAACAAGCGAGGGGAAAUGUACGAGCGAACCAACAAAGAAACGAACAUUGAAAGACAAAUCUCAAAUAGAACCAGGACAUCAUAAAUUAAAAACUCAUUCAUUCAUGGCAAAAGAAUUUCAAACCAUGCAAGAAAAAUCAAAAAGCCAAUCCCAUAUAAUUUUACUACAAAAAAAUAAAAGCAAAUUAAAGAAGAAGCAUCCAACACGUCCAAGUUCAACGAUGUCAUCUUCAAAUAUUUCCGAUACAUCUGGAGUUACUCACGGUACAUGGGCACAAAGUGGUGGAGAUAGCUUGACAGAUGAUCUGGCACUUGAAUAUGACUAUACAAAUGAAAUUAAUAAAAAACCAAUAAAGAAAUUUCGCAAUCCUGCUAUAUUAGGGGGUGCACCAGUAAAGAAAAUCACAUCUUCAAAUCUGUCUUCUCAUGAAUCAAAACCAAGUUCUGGUGAUGUUAUACAUUCUAGUCACAUUGGAAGCUCAGGCGAUGAAAAGGGUGUAGCGCAAGAAACCAAGCCGGAUAUAACCGCUACAGACAAAGGUGGAAAAUCUCAACCAAAAGAAUUGGCUUUUAAUAAAGAAAACAUUGUCAAACAUAUAAAAACUUCGACCGCUAGAAACAGAGCAAGGUUACAUAGAGGUCAUGUUAUGAUGAAAGGGAAAAAGGUUUUAAAAUCAGAUAAAGAACUCCUUGCUGAAAUGUCUGGACAAAAUUACCAAAAGUCAGCAAGUCACAACUGGUCUAAACAGCCUGAAACAGGACAAAAGUCAAAGCCAGCACCAUAUUAUCCAGAUAUUGUAUCUGCUAUUAGAAAACAAUAUCCAGCUGAAAAUAUCACAGAUGAUUUGUUGCAUGGUAAAUUAGAACGAAAAAGCCCUGAAAGUCCUGAUAGCUUGGAUGCAGAACCAGGUACAGCACGAUUGAACAACAAAAAUGAUUUGGAUAAUAGUGCGCCAAAAACAGAAGUUCCACCAAUAAAACAAUCUUUGCCUCAUUACCUAACUCGUGAGCGUCACAUAAAUGAAUACCAACUUUAUGAAUAUUCGAGACAUAGAAGUCUUCCCUACAGAUCCCAUCAAGACUAUUCUGCUCCGAGACUUAGUACAAAAUCCACAAAUCUAUACGCGAACCAUAUUGUACUAAAGUCAACUCCAUCUUCUAAAUAUAGUCUGCGGUAUUCACAUCUGAACAAUAGUACAGACACUUCAGAAUCAUCACAAGAUGCUGAGUCAGCAUUUCAAUCUCUUUCGCACAUCCAUGAAUCGACAGAAAAUCAUUCUUCUCAUCGAGCUCAUAUUCAUAAACCUUUGCAUUUAAAACCAUUAACAUCAGAACGCUUGAACAAAUCUUCAUCUGAAAGAAAUUUAAAUCAAGAAUAUCCGCAAGAUUCUCAAACUGUUUCGAAUCGAUUGAAGACUCCUCCAAAAGGAUAUUGGAGUGACCAUGAUAUCAGUCCACCAAAAGGAAGGAAAAAGGCAACAGUUUUAACGCCAAUUAAUUACAAGACUUUUCAAGGAGCUCAUAGGCCAACAAAGUCCAUUCGUCUGGAAUCUCCUCUUGUUACUGGCACAGACACAUGGUUUGUAAAUGACAGUCUUCCUAGUGGGGAUAAUAAUAGAUAUAAAUUUGUUCCAACUCAACUACGAACUCAACCUGCUAAUCUUCCUAUCCAUGGACAAGCCUCAGCAAAGAUAAGUUCAAGAUUUCAAAGACAUCUGAAAUUAGAAGAUUAUAGUGGAUCAAAUAGGAGAACUUUGACUACAGCAGGAGGUCAUACGCCAAGUCCACCAACUCAGAAGAGGCACUCACUAAAAAAUAAGCAACAUGCUUCAGGAGUACCAAACAACUCUUCACAUAAGUUGGUUAGCCAUGACAGAACCAAGCCCUAUAUGUUUCGGAAAUCUAUCGAUGCAAAUCACGAUCUUAUUUCUGGUCCAAGCGUCAAACCAGGCUCGAUUUUAGAUACUUUAAGCCAUCGUCACGGAUAUGAAGGAUCCAGUCAAAGGUCGUCUGCAUAUUCUCACACACAAAGCAAUUUACAAAGUGCAAACACAACUUCCAUUCCGCACACCAUACUUUCACCUUUAACACCAAGUGACCUUUCAACUUCUGCGACACCGACGAAACAUUCCUCGACUCGCACCACAUCUUCAAAAUCACCUCGUCUAAGAAUGACGUCUUCGACUUCACCGUUUUAUCAUACAAAUGUUCCGACAGCGACAGGAUAUGCAAUAUCCCCAUCUAGCUCACUAUCACCCAUCCAUCCGAAUGAUCAAAGCAUAGGACAUUUAGCAAUGCAAAGACAGAUGGCUUUAGUUCCUGGCGGUGGUGAUUUAGUGUAAUACUGCUAAUAUUGUUAUAAAUUGUAUCAACGAUAGACCUGAAGAUUUUGUGAUUACGUAGUUAAGCGGAAAAUUUCAUGAAAUGAUAUUCAAAUUUAUAGUUUGUUGUAGUUUCUUGAAAAAGUAAGAAAGACUUGUUUCAAGGAAUAUAAAUAGAUUUAACUGUGAACUUGACAUUGAAAUAUACAGGUGUUUCAGAAAGUCAUUUCUUUCCACUUGUCAUACAGUCCCCCCAGUUGUAUGAAUCUCACUCCCUAUUAAUACUAUAUCUAUCCUAACCCAGAGCUUAGCAUGAUUCCAUAUCAUAAAUAUAUCCGCACUCUCAGAACAAUGACACAAUUUUGGAUAAGUGUGAUAGAGAGAGGGACAAGUUGGACACAGAAAUUAAAACUCCCUAUCAAUUAUAAUGAAAUGAUCUUUAUUUUAUUAUCAAUUGCACCUAUUUAAUGCUUGCUUCAAAUUAUGAGAAUCUUGGGUUAAAAGUAGAAAUAUGUAUAUUGUUAUCAUUUCUCAAUGGUGGCUUCUGUUUAUACUAGUAACAUUUAUUCCUUUUAUUUCGAAACCACCCCUAUAUCUAAUUUUUUCUUUGUAUUUCGUAUAUUUUCAAUAUUUUUGAACAUUGUUCAUACCAAAAUCGACUUUAUGCUUCUUUAAAAUAUAAUAUUUUUUGUUAUUAUGUAUUUUCCUCAAAUUUUGUGUAACUUUUAUUAUUACUCUUCAAUUUUAUAUCCAACAACACCUCGUUUAUUUACAUGCACUCUUCGAUUACUCUUUUCUAUUAAUUUUUUCCAUCAAUUAGUUUUUUGAAAUAUAUCAGUUUUCAUUUUUCACCAACCGUACGCCAAAGACCAGAUGUUCUUCAAGGAACUAAUUAUUAUAUUUUAUUGUGCAUAAAUUACACAUUUUUGCAAAUGAAUGACCAUUUUUCAAAAUCUAAAUUUGCGCUUGAGAUCAUUAGGAACAGAGCAUGGGUAGUUGUUGAAGUUUAAAGAAAAAAGAAUAAACAUUUCUCUCGUCUACUGAUCAACGAGGCUAGGCAUGAAUCCUUCAUUUUGACCUAUUGUCAACGAAUCCCAACUAUUUUCUGGAAUAGUUUGUUGCUUACUGCUCGUAUUUAUUAUACUGUAAUCUAAUGACACAGUUCCUUCGUUUGCAAGUGUAUUUUAUUAUAUAUAUUAGGUUUAAAUACAUCUUUGCAUACAUCACUGUCUCAGGCAAUUUUAUCUUGUUUCAUAUAAAUAUAUAUAAUUUCGUUUUUAUAAUAAAAUUAAUUAUGGA